Messenger RNA from Symbiodinium natans, 7704 nucleotides. The record is from the annotation of a GenBank genome assembly. NCBI's taxonomy places the organism in Eukaryota, Dinophyceae, Suessiales, Symbiodiniaceae.
AUGUCGAGCUCAGCAGCCGGAGAGGCAAUGGUGCGGAGUUUGGCCGGACUGAGUUGGCCCGACCUCGUAGCGGCAUUUAGGGCUUCGACGCCAGGAGCGCGCAGCAAAAUCAUCUUGGCGAUAGACAAGGCGGAUGCCGACGACCACGAGGCGGCGGUGCCCUUAGCUGAGCUUAACGCGACCUCGCCUUCGACAUCGGAGCAGCUGAUGAGAACAACAGUGGACUUUGGUUUGGCAAGCACGGCUUUGUCAUCCACGACCCCGGCGGCCACGGCACCAGCACAGAUGCUGCCAUCGAAGUUGUUGGAUAUCGUGAAGGCUAAGCCAGCGUCGCCGCCCUCUGGGGUGUCAGUCACAUCCACUCCACCGACUCGGGUGCACAUCGACCUCGACGCCUUGGACGGCAUGUCCGUUGACGACGACACGGCGACCCCAUGCGUUCCGGGCAGCGCUACUCCUUUGCCGGCGUCUUUGGUUCCAGGUGGCGACGGUGGGCCGGCCCCUGGACUGGUGGACCUCUCCUCGGCGACCUCGGGCACUACUUCUUCGACGGCGUCUUUGGUUCCAGGCGGCAACGGUGGGCCGGCCCCUGGACUGGUGGACUCCUCGUUGGCGACAUCGAGUAUCAUCUCAUUACUUUGGGACGGCCGUCGUCUUCGAGCCACACAGAUGGACAGCUUGCCAGACGUGAAGGACAACAACGCGCCGUUCGACCCCAGGACGCUUUCUGAUGGCCGGCAUCUUCGGGGCGGACAGUGUGAGGGGCAUAGCAACGGCUUGCUGCUCACGACCUCGCCUGCGUUGAACACGGCGACUGGUGGACAGGGCCCUUCUUCGUGGACUUCUCCGACUACGACCACGCCAGGGGGUCCGUGGGGUUCUCAUACAGUCGCUGGCACUCAGCACGACGGAGACAGCUGGUCAUCGAGUUGGACUUUUUGGGCUCCGCAACAGGCAUCUUCGUUGGACACGACCUCGGCGCCUUCUACCACUUCUCAUGGGGGGAGCGUCAGCGAGGGCACUAGUCAGGCAGCCCAGCCAGGAGCGACCACUUCGGCGAACAGUCACAGAUCGGCGAGUCGCUCACAGUCGCAACCAAUGGAGAAAGAGCCGAUGGAGCUCCUUGACUUGAUGAACGAGGUGGGCGAGCAUUUGGUCAUCCCGCUCCCGUCCUUGCCGGCUAACGUACCACAACAGGCCAUGCCCGAAAAUGUCCAGCACUGCCGCCAGCUUGGAUGGUGCAACAGGGUCUGCCCCGGUGCGAACAAGGCGAUUCCAGGAUGCAUGCGACGCUGCUACCGACCGGUCCCGGCCAGUCCGGGCUACCACAAAGGAACGUGGCUCUUGGUGGUCGCGGUCGCUGAUGUGGCCCCGCUCGACUUCGACCUCGUUGGCCGACCAUGCCGAUCGGUCGGAUGUCUUGGGGUGGACAAAGAGAAGGACACCCGGCUCUGUUGUAGUUUUUCCUUCACAGCCGACCACACCCUUUUUGCAACCGCGCCUAUGGCGACAUCGACCUUCGCUAGCCUAGUGAAAGCCACCCAUGAAGCGGGCCUCGACCCCGCAAUUUUGUUGACGCUCCAAGACAUCGGAGUGUCGUCGGUGGACGACGCAGUGAGUGCCCUCGGCCGUCCUUCGCUUGGGCCGGACAUUCAGGCGGCGCUGGAUGCACUUGUCACAGUUGUACAUGGGGCGCGAACUGCCUCUGCUUGUACGGCUCCGACGACCGCGGGGCCAUUGCGCAACCUCAAGCGCAAGGAUGUGCCACGUCCGGCACCUCAGCCCCAUGGGGGUUGCCUCCAGAAGGCGCUUAGGGCGGCCGACCCCGCAGUUCGUGAUGAGACACUUCGCACCUUCCAGGCGGACAUCUUCGCUCGCUCCAACCAGGCCCCCCAGGACAGCAGGUGGAAGACGUGGCAGCGGUUGGCCGAGGCUUGGUCGCUGAGGCCCAUACCAUUGACCACCGACCUCGUGGCCAAGGUGGGCAGCCUGCUCAAGGCCGGGGGGUACAAGUCUUGUAAGCAAUACUUUUCCCGUGCUCGGCGAGCCCAUGUCGAGAAUUUCGGGGAGCUGGACGCUGGAGUAGUGCUAGCGAUCUCGGACGCCGUCCGCAGCAUCGAGCGUGGCUUGGGGGGCCCUGCCCUCAAACAGGCCUUCAGGGUGGAGGAGCUCCGCUUCAGCGACACCAACACGACCGCGGCGGGACACGCCAUGGUGGUUGGCGGAUGCUGGUUUCUCACCAGGGAGAUCGAGUCGGCGGCUCUUCGCAGGGGGGAUAUCAGCUUCGACCACGAGUCCUUCACCGUAUCCGUCAAGUUGGCUGCGUCCAAGACCGACACACAGGCGCGUUCAGUGACACGUUCACACCGGUGCUACUGCCAAGUGGUGGGGGAGCAGUUGUGCCCAUUCCACGUCCUCGAGCACUACUACAUGCUUGACACCGGGGCCUCGGACGACGUCCCCUUGUUCCAUGACGGCGACUACGUGGAGCUCUCGAAGAAUCAGGCGGUGGAGCUCAUCCGAGCAACUCUGGCGGCUGCAGGAGUAGCAACCAGGGACGACAACGGCCACCCGCGCUUCGGAGGUCACUGCCUGAGGGUCUCGGGAGCUCAGUGGCUUUGCCGGCUGAAGAUACCGACCUCGACCAUAGCCUUGCUGGGUCGAUGGGGGAGCAGGGCCAUCGAACGCUACCUGCAGGAUGCCGAACUCACCAACUUGGAGCCGGCCGCGCCCUUCCCACCUCCGCCGCCUGCGACACCGACAUCUGUCAGGCAAUGGCUGCUGUGUGACAGUCCUGGCGAUGAGCGUGCUGCAGUGGAGACAGAAGGCUCAACCUCAGCAGUGGGAAAGGACUCGACCGCAGCGACCUCGGCCUUGGAAGAACGUUUGGAACAGCUGUCACUAGCAGUGGAGCGACUACAGCAUCGACAACGCUUCAUCGUCAGCCGGAAAACACACAUCCGUGACCCCCUCGAGGGUGACAGGAAUCCUGCUAAAUGGCAGGCACAGUGUGGUUGGCGAUACGGACACUCUAAGUUCUGGCGCAGCGACAGCGAGUCGGGCUCUUUGUGCAAGAAGUGCUUCCCGGCCCAGGGGAACGUAGUCGACCUCGAUUCCUCGUCGGCCUCUUCCGAGGACACAGUUGUCGUGGGGCGAAGCGGGAAUGACUCAAGUGGUGGUCCCGUAGCCAUGGCCGACUUCGACGACGAGAUGCAACGCCUCUUGGAGGACGCAGGGGCCGACAUGAGUCUCCGACGUUAUCUUCGUCAUAGAGGCUUCGUCAAGGUAGGCCUCUUUGCGGCAGCUGCCUCGUCGACCGACGAGCUUGAUGCGGCGUUGCUUCAGCCCCUCAUUGACGGCUACACGAUCGCGACGGACGACAUCAUCCAGCUGGACGCAUUGGCGGUCACUGUAGCAAAAGCAAGACUUCGUUUCAUGUGGAAAAAGUCCCAGCCGGCUGGAGCGGCCCCGACUGCAGCUACGGCACCGACAGCGACUGCGUCCGCAGCUACCUCCUCGAAAUCGUCCAAAGAACUACCGACAGGUUGGUGGGCGGCCCAAAUUGCCAAGUACGAGGCGGGUUCGGGGAUGACCCCGUCCCGCACGUUCCCACAGGAUGAACUCUUAGGCGCAGAAACGGUGCUGGCACGUCUGGUACAUGAAGACAAGACGAAACUGUACACGGCUCUGUCACUCACAGAGUUAGUAGAGGCACGCUUCUUCAAUGCAGCGGGCGAGCCCAACCCCAUCCACCAGCAUCGCCGCAACAAAAAGUCGACUACGCUCACUAUCAAGAAGGAGGGCGACCUCGACGACGGAUACUCCUUGGAGGCAGAGAAAGAAGCGCCUUGGAACCCAAAGUCGACCCUCGCAAUCCUGGACUGUCUGACGGCGAUCAGGUGGGCGUGGACUUUGUGUGAGUUUGGCGAGGAGAGCGACAUCGUCCGCUUCAUCAACUGGUUCCAAAAGAAAGUCAGGCAGAACUCUUCACGCUUGGAACAAAUGAAGUCCUACUGGGAGGCCGUGGCGUGGAGAAUUGCGCUGCAGUCUCGCUCCGGGGGCAAGUUCGCCGACAUCGUUGACGCGAUCAUCGACGACACGCAGGCCUUUCAGGAAGCCAUGGCCCGCGAUGUCCCGUCAGACCGCCCGGCCAAGAAGCAGACCUUGCAGACUUCUACGACCGCGCAGCAUUGGACGCCAAAGUGGGAGUCAAAGACCAGCGACUUCAAGGGCAAGUCGCGUAAAGGCGGGGGCAAGGGUGGAAAGCCCGUACUCAAGCGGUGGCAGCCGUACUCGUACGGCGACAGGCGGCCAGAACAAGGCAGUUGGCAGCGCGACUCGUGGCGUUCCGACGGUGACCGCUACUCGGGCCGGCAGGCGAAGCGACCCCGCAUUGAGUCCCCGGCCGUGGUCCUCAAACCCAACCCCCGCUUCAGCCAGCGCAAACAAGGCCUCAUCGUCUUAAGCUUCUUUGACGGCCUCGGCUCCGCCCCGCACAUUGCAACCACGUGGCUACAGGACUUCGAGGUGCGCCGCAUUUUCGCAUGGGAGACGGACGGCGACCUAGCAAAGUUGUCACAAGAGCGCUUCGGCGCGUUGUUAGUGCACCGAGGCGAUUUCGUCGCCGAUGAUGUGCAGGCCCUGAUCAGCGACCUCGACCAGGACGACCCGGACAGGAGCUGCGCGGUACUGGUGACAGGGGGCCCGCCGUGCCACGACCACAGUCGCAUUCGCAACGAGGCUCCCGGGUCGGCGGGUCCGGAGGGAUCCAAGUUCCUUGGAUUCUGCGAGUUCCUCCGCAGUUUGGAAGCGGCCUGGGGUCGAGCUCAGGCUGCUCUGGUGGUGGAAAACGUGGUGCCGCAGAACAAGCAGGAUGUCCGAAUGUUCGAACAGAAGCUCUCGGCCACGGCAGUGGUGGCGGAUGCAGCCGACUUCGGAGUGAUAUCCCGUCCACGGGUCUGGUGGACCCGCAUUCAGUGGCAACAACUGGCUUCGUCAUCCUCGUGCCCAGUCAGAUUGCGCUGGUCGAAAUACCAAGGCCUUCCACAAGUUCAUUUUGACGUGCCCAAGGACGACCUACACGACUACGACGUCGGCGAGUUGCAGUGGCCAGAGAACCUCACAUCAGGGAGGCGACUACUACCGUGCCUGACGACUCCGGCCGACAACCCGGAAGGGCGUUCGGCGCCGCGCUCUUGCAAAGGGAAGGUCGACAGCGACACGCAGGCAAGAUGGUUGGCGCACAACCGCUCCUUGGCACCUUGGCACUUCGAAGCUGGGAACAUGUGGAAGGCUCCGGAUGGACGCCUAUGCCUACCGACCCCGUCUAUCAAAGAACAGCUGCAUCACCUCCCCAAGAACUACACGUCCUCGCUCACGCCCCACCAGCGUGACAAAGCACUGGCCAAUGGUUGGCACGUGGGUGUGGCAAGGUGGAUGAUGGCGCUGGCGCUGUUUUGCGGGCAAAUACCGGCAUCUUCCUCGUCAACGUCUGUGCCGCAACCUCUAGGGCCGUUUGGAGAGAACGCCCUCGACGUGGUGUGCAACAUUUGGCAGUCCGCACCACUGCUAGUGGGGCCAGGGGUGCCAUUAGCACAGGAGGCGGUCGACCUCUCGGCGAUCACCGACUCUGCGGAACAUUGGCGUGCCUCGUUCGGUCUACUACACCCGCACCAAGCGCCACCGUCGUUGGAGCCAGGGCUAGCCCAGUGGUUGCCGGUUUGGAGCCAUUGGAAGAGCGUGCUACCUGACCUUCGACCUCGAGUCACGCAGGCCCUUAAACUCUUCGUGGACGAUCUCGAGGAAGAGACUGCGCAGUGGUUCAGCACAUUGCCGACUCACGUCAAGGAGCUCUACCAGGACACACGCGGUCGCCCUACCUUACAAGUACCGGCGAUCAAGUCGCUGGCGCGACGACUCGGUUGGCCAGACUACGUCCUAUUUGACGAGCUGUCACAAGGAUUCCCACUGCUAGGCCAAAUCAGCCCUGGUGCAGGAUGGCGACAGAGGUCGGACGCGAGGUACUCUACCCCGGUACCAGUGGAGCAGUUCUUCAGGGAGAACGACGAGUUUGUGUGCACUCGACUACGUCACACCAAGGUGGACCAGCAUUGGCACACCAUGGCAACGGAGAUAGCCAGCGAUGUCGUCAAAGGCCGAAUGGAGGGGCCGUUCGAAGCGCCGGCCCAUUGGCCUAAGCGCACAGUGGCUCUGGCCGACUUUGAACACACAAGACGUCUUCUCCCCCUUCCACCAGGCGGCCGUAUGGCAGUAUCUUUUGCUUUCCCGGUGCACCAGGUGGGGGCGGACGGUGCGCCCAAGGUACGCAGGGCGGAGGAUUGGCGAUCCAGUGGAGCGAACAAGACCGUAUCAGUGGACGACACGCCAGCGUACCACGACAUCUACGCCUUCAUUGCAGUGGGGAGAGCGAUUGCAGCUCGGCACCCAGGGGUACAGCUGGUUACCUGGGGCCUUGACCAUGAGGCAGCAUAUAGGCAGCUACCGGCAGAGAACCCCGACCACGCCUACGUGAUCCUUCCUACGCCCGCAGGGCCGACCUUAUGGCGACAUCGAGCCCUACUCUUCGGUUCGACCGCGUCGGUUUGGUCUUACUGUAGAACGGCCGACUGCAUGGCUUGGUUGACUCGGUCAUUAUGGUUGUCGCCGACCCUCCACUUUGUCGACGACUACGGCGCCACAGAGACGUCCCCGGAAGCCGACUCCAGCUUCCAAGAGAUCCAGGAGGGUUGCGGGUAUUUGGGUUUUAGGUUUAAAGCCUCCAAGGCCCAACCACCUUCGAACAAGCAGACGUUGUUGGGGGUCGAGCUUCAGUACUUCCCUGACAGAGCCGAGAUACACCCGACCUCUGCUCGUGUUGUCCGACUUCGCAACCAGUUGGAAGAACUUCUCGUGUGUGGACAACUCCGACCCCGUGACGCGGCCUCCUUGGUUGGUCGAUUACAGUUCGUGGCCCAGUCGCUGUUCGGACAAGCUGGAGCAGCGGCGCUCAAGCCCUUCCAUAGACGGGCAGCAGCAGAGAACCACAGACGAGGAGGCGCGGAGUGGCCGCUAGGCUCGGCGUUGACUUCGGCGAUCCAAUGGCUGGUAGGGAGAUUGCAGGCGCCCAGACCGCGAACGAUCAACUUCGUCGUGCAUGAUACGGCCGUGAUCUACGCCGACGCCUUCUUCGAGAUGGGGGGACGCAAAUGGCGACCAGGCGACGACUACGACAUCGACAACAUCGUGGCCCCUAGCACUUUCGUCAACGGUUGGGGCUGUGUGGUCCGGACCAAAGACGAGUGCCUCUACGCAGCGGGAACUCUUCCAAUGUGGUUCACGCGUCACUUCUUUACGAGAAGAAGCUACAUUUACGUGCUCGAGAUCAUGGCGCAGGUGAUCCCAUUGGUCCGGCUCGCAGACAGAUUGCCUCGGCACAUCACACUCUUCAUCGACAACGAACCUGCACGACACGCUUUGAUCAAGGGUUUCGGCAGAGACGACUGCGUGAACAAGCUGAUCCAAUGGUUCUGGACCUUCGUGGAGGACCACGGUUGGUGGCCGGUAUGGCAACGUGUGCCGACUUCAGCCAAUGCAAGCGAUGCCGUGAGCCGCUUUGACUUCGACCACGCGGAAGCAGAGGGUUGGCAACGCGUCGACCUCACCGACGACGCCUUCUUGCAGUUUGUCCUUGACUCGAUUUUGUGA